Lactuca virosa is the source of this 222-nucleotide messenger RNA. Lineage: Eukaryota; Viridiplantae; Streptophyta; Magnoliopsida; Asterales; Asteraceae. The record is from the annotation of a GenBank genome assembly.
AUGCAAACCCAAGACAAUCAUUUUAUACUAAAGGAACAUACAUGUCAUUGGCAUAUCCGCCAAAAUUAUAACUUAUUUUCUCAGUGGAAACAGAAAAGAUUUAAGGUUGUCAUGUUGAAGUUGGCCGAUUUCAGAAAGAUAAGGCUUAUGGGUAGAUUUUGUACUAAAUCCUUUGAGUUUUUUAAGUUGUUGAAGAAGAUCAAGAGACGAAAUUACCAGUGA